AUGGCUACUCGUAAGCGGGUCUUCUCAGAUGUGGAUGCAGGGGCUUCCCCUUCUUACUGGGAUGACAUUCGUAUGAUGUAUGACGCCUCGGCUUCCUUGAACAUUCCCAUGGGGCAUGGAGGCGCUUUUCAUGUUGCUUUGGACGGCCGAGCUAACUGGCAUGAGGGUCGCUGGCUUCUUCCGGGAGCUUUGAUCGCGAGUUGGUUUUCAGACUGCCCAGAGGCACAUACCGGCAGUGGCGCACGUGUAGUGGUUGCAGUUACGGAAGCAGUCUACCAAGCGGUGGCACGCCACUCAGCUGUGCUACGCAUCCUGCAGGCGCAGGUCCACCAGGAUCAAGAGACGUGUGUCAUUGACACAUGCAGUGGACGGUCAGUAGUCGCUGGCACUUGUAUAUCGUCUAGCUCUGCGGAAACGGUAGAAGUUGCUGAAAUCUUUGCAGGGGGCUUCUGUGGUUGGAGCCAGGGCUUGAGGGUCCUCAACUCCUUCGGAUAUCAGGGUCGCGUCAAAUGGCUUUUGGACACUGCUGAAGAUUGCUUUCUGGGGUGCCGGCAAGUGAACCCAGGAACAACACCCGUCUUCCAACAGACCGAGCUUCUAGAGGUUUGGCAGUCGCCGGAGCCCACAUUCAUUUGCUCUAGCCUUGAAUUUGGGUGGUGGCUUCAGGGCCCUGCGCUGACAAAUCCCAAGAUCGUUUGUGCCUCUGCACCGUGUCAGCCGUGGAGCACAGGAGGCAGUGGUCCGGGCCUUGAGGACCCGGACGGCCUGUUGCUUCUACACUUGUUUGGCCAAUUGGCCUUCUUGCAGACUCCCUUUGUCAUCCUAGAACAGGUUGCUGGGUUUCGGCAGCACAGGCAUUUUGAGAUAGUUGAAAAGGCGUGGACCGAGGCAGGAUACUCUGAAGCAUGGUCUGAGGUCAUGGACAUUCUGGAAUGCACGCCUGUCACACGCAAGCGCUUCCUUAUUGUCUUGAAACAUCGUAGUGCCACAGCCCCACGCCUCGAAACAGACCGGCCUGUUUUGCCGCUGCGCCCGACCAUAGGAAGCUUUGACUGCAUUCUCGAACUGCCAGUGGGACUGCAUCAGGCCUGCAGCUUGUCACCAGAGACCUUGGCAAUAUACCUGGAUGCUUGGUACCUGCCACCAACCCGUCAUGUUCAUGCUAAGCCCCAAAGCCCUCAGGGAUUUCGGUUUCGCAGUCUAAGUGACAGGGCCACUUGUUUUGUCGCACAGUACCAUUUCCAGCACGAGCUUUCACCGAGGGCCUUGGAGACUGCAGGGCUUUAUGGCACGCUCCUACAACUGCCGAAAGAGGUCAGAUUUUUCAGUGGCGCCGAAAUUGCUUUGAUGCACGGCCUGGUCUGCCCGAUGUGGCUUGAUAAGGAUGACAGGUGCCAAAUGAAGCAUAUGGGCAACGGGCUCUCGCCGCUCCACGCGGUCGUGCCCUUGGCUCUGGCCCUUCAGGCAGUUGGGCCCCGAUCUCUGCAGGUGUCAACUGCGCAGGCUUUGCUCCAGUGUCUGUCUAUGCGCUAUCGUGCUUCUCAGGUUAAGUUCCUUGAAUUCCGGGAAGGAUGGGUUCUUUUUCGUGAGGGUGAGGCUUUUGGAGCAUUGGUUGAGGUCUUUUCCUCUUGGGUUCCAAGACAGCGCCUGCCGGACGCCGCAUCCCUGUUUGGGCGUCUUGCGCUCUGCGAUGCGCAUGAUGCAUGCCAGCUUGUAAUUGCGCCUGACGUGUCCCUGCCGGCCAUGCUCGCUUACUUGGGAACUCCAGCAGGGUUUGCAGGCUUCUUUGAAGAGGAUGCCUGGGCUAACCUGGAGGGAUUCAAAAUCAAGUGUAGGGACGACCUUCAGGGCACGGUCAGCUUCCGCAUUGCAGAUGCACUGCCUAAGGAUCCGGUGCACCUUGGUUUGGAUCAAUUGUCAGGGUUCUCCCAGGUGCGUGCUGCAGCUCCCCCGCGGUUUAGUUUGACUGGGGCUGUCACGCUCCCCUUCUGCAAAUCCUUCCCAGUUUUCAACUUCCUGGCGCAGGGCUGGGCUGUCCACCUGCACCCCACGGUGACGGAAGCAGCAGUUCGUGCGGGUAUUCAUUUCACCGCCACUCGUGACUGCUUUCGCAUGCCUGAAACCAGGGUUCUGCCAACAUGCGCCAAGCACCUACUGGCUUGCCUUUUUGACGAAAUCGAGCAUAUCGCCUGCAAGGAUGAUUCUCUCAGGGUUUCUUGUAAGCUUCAGGUUGAGGGUCGCACCUUCUGGCAAGGUUUGCUUCCGGCCGGAUUGGAAUUUGAGGAGCUUGCUGAUUUAUGGGAUGCUGCCCACGAGGCCCUCCGUGUCAUUGCUCCGGCCAGGGUCUACUCCGGCCCAAAACCCGUCCCCUCGGCUUUGACCUUGCUUCAGGCCCGUCGCGGGCCGGUCCCACCAGGUUUUGUCAACAAGGCCGGCUGGCUGCUCAUCUCAUACAUGCCCGAAACACGGGGAGGAGGCGCCAAGGACAUCAAAUACCAGUCAGCCCAGACUGAGGUCGCCCAGUUACUGCUGGAGCAAGGGCUUUCCCUCAGCCAAACCACUGCUGUGGUGGAUCGUUUGCUUCCACUGGCUGGCGUCCCAAGGUUGCAGCGCAUCCUCGACCUCAGUGAUGCUCCCAAUAGGUGGUUGCAACUGCAGGCUUUGUGCAAGCAAUUUUCUGUUUCGCUGCCGGAUACCACUUCCCGCAGUUCCAGGGCCUCGACCUCCACCGCAUUGGAGGCACAGCGUCGCAAGGCUAAAGCCGCCCCUAGCCCAACAGCAAGUGACUUUGCCCUGCAGCCCGGCUACUUUCGCAAUGUCGAUGAUUCCCCGGCGGCGGUGCUUACACAAUUGAUGCCAGGUGCUAGUGGGGUUUACUUGUGUGAUGCUGCCGAAGCACCGCGCCUCCUACAGGAUUGGUCGGGCACCAGUGCCGACGAGCUCGGUUUGGUCAUCUUGGGUCAUUGCUGCCCGCAGCCGAGCACAUGCCAAGGUAGCUGCGGGAUCCCCGCUACCACCGCAGCGGGCCACCAGGUUCUCUUGCACGCCUGCUGGCACAAUUUGGGUAAGACUCCCCUUCAUGCCAAGUGCGACAAGGACGCAACUGUUACUUUGCCUGAGGCUGCCUGUGUCUGCGUCACUGCUUUUCAGGAUGAUUUUACUGCUGGGGAUUGGCAGGGGCUCACUGCUAACCCUGUUCGGAUCAUCUCCGAACGAUUGAAGGCCAGCGGCUCUACCGUCGUACUUGAGGCCCCGUGGGGUCGAAGCUUUCGUAAGGGCAAUCGGGCGACGGCCCCGGCAGAGUGUGAGUCGGUUCAGUUCCACUGCCGUGUCCAGGCGGCUGAUCUGCUCCAACUCCUGCGGUACUCUGGCCAUGCCCAAGUGUACUUAACACCAAAGACUUGGCAGGGCGACAUCGCUAAGGGCUAUGCUGUCGUUUGGGCCGCAGGCGAGAAGGAUGAGGUGAUGCGUCAAAGUCUACAGGUACCAGACCCUUUAGGCAUCGUGCGCUCCAAGAAGCGCUUUGGCAUCAGGGUUGCGGAAGCCAACUUCGAAGCAGCCUGGAACAUUGUCCGACCCCAUCAGGAUGCCCCGCCAAAGGUUGAAGUUACUGGCUUGUUCAAGCUCUUGUCGGCGCCGCCUCAGGUUCGUGCCUCUGACAUUCAGAAUUGGGCCCGGCAGAUGAGCUGGGAGGUACGUCCUCUCAGAUGUUUGGGCCCGGGCCAAUGGUUGUUGGGCGCAGCCUCACCGCCCCCUGAAGGGCUCCUCUCUAUGAACAAACAGACAGUGUUGGUCCAGGCCGUUGCCCCGCGUCAGCCUCAGCGCCCAGUCGUCCGGGCAGGACGAGCUCCGCGACCGUCGGCUGCAACUGUCAACAAUACUGCUGAAACAGAGGACCCUUUGGCCCUGAAUGACCCAUCAAAGUCCUACCUUGCCUCCGCUGGCCGGCCUCUUCCCACCGGUAACCCUGUUAGUGGUCCUCGCCAGGCUGAGCCGCCAAACCAGCAGCGAUUUGAUCAGCAGGAAAGCCGUCUUCAGAAACUCGAGGCCGGAUUGGAUGAAGUCCGUCGUGGCCAUACAGCCAUGGCCCAGCAAUUGGCCACAACGCAAACGGUUGUCGAGCAACAAGUCGAGCAAGUCCAAGGCGAGCUCAACAGCUUCGCCCGUGAUUUCCGGCAACAGCUUCAGGCAAAUGCCGAACAGCAGCGUCAGGCGCAAACUGCCCAUCAGCAACAGAUGCAGACUGGCAUCGAUGAAAUCAAGGCCAUGCUUGUGGCAGGUCGCCCCACUGGACAGAAGCGCCCGGCUGCCCUUCCUGAGAUGGGCGAUGCCCAGCAGCUUGGGGAUGGCACCAUUUUGGUGCCCGGGGAUUUUGCUAGGAUUCCGGUCCGCCUUCAGUUCUUUCUCUGGUUUAUCGGGUAUCGUUUUGGGGAGGCCAAAAACCCUGGUCCUCGCUCUCAGUCUGGUUCUCUUACUUUGGCGGUUGUGAAUCCCACCACCAUUCUGGACAAGGAAUGGCACAUCAAUCGGGUUGGAGCCGAUGUGCUCUUUGCAAGCGAGACAUCUGCAAAUGCGCAGGUACAACAGAUUAUGAAUCAUAAGUUUCGGGGAUUGGGGUAUAGUUGCCUGUGGGGCCAUCCAACAGAGACCAGGCACCACACCUCUUCAGGUCGCGCAAUGUUGCGCAGCUACGCGUUGGGCGUGGCCGUCUUCUCCAAGUUGCCGAGUCGUCCGGCUGUGCAGCCACUCCCGGAUGCCAUGUCUUUAAGCUGUCGCAUUUCCGAGGGCUUUGUCAGGUUCCAUUGCAUGGAGGUCAAGGUUAUCUCUGUCUAUGGUGUUCCCAGGUGCCUCCCUGAUGCGGCCCAGCGCAACAAUCUUCUUUUGGCCUGGGCCUUCCAGCGAGCCACUAUCUCUUGUGUUCCCGCAGUUGUGGCAGGGGAUUUCAAUACCUGCCCCACCGACUUGCCUUCCUGGCAAGCUUUUUCCGGUCUUGGCUGGGUUGAGCUUGGCGCCUUCGCAGCACAGGUCCUCGACCUUCACCUUCCAUGCACCUGCAAGGGGGCCACAAGGUUCGACACCUUCCUUCUUCCACCUUCGCUUUCCCAGUUCAUCGUGUCCGCUGAUGUGCUUACCGACGAGCACUUGUUUGAUAGUCAUGCACCGAUGCGGCUGCACUUGCGUAUGCCCGAGGCCUCGCCUCACAAAUGGAUUUGGCCGAUGCCCCGCACAUUUCAGGGCCUCUUGCAGACCACUUCUUCUUUUGAAACCAGCUACCGGCAGCUCUCAGUGACUGCCAGCAAGAGCUACGUGGCUUACCACGCUCCCAUACUGGGCGUUGCCGGGCCACUAUAUCGGGUUCAGGCGGCUCCUCCUUUACUGCCGCGCAGGGGCCGACAUGGGGAUCCCGAGCCAUUCGAUGAGGAUACUUCGGUUCUGGGUCGCCAACGCUUGCGCCAGCUGCGCCGCCUUACCACUUACGGCCGGGGUUUGGCCCGCUUUCUACGUGGCACUCAUCAGGGCCCCAAAACAGCUGAUGGCUGGCCGCUUAGCCUGGACAAGGAAUGGGCCGCAAUUUCACGGGCGGCGGGAUACGGCAGGUGCUUCGCCCGUUGGGUCCUGCAGUGGCCCUGCUUCACCCACUUCCCGCUUUCCCGGCCAACCACAGACUUCGUGGCCGAUCUCACCAGCUUUGUCCGGUUUGACGUGGAGGCCCACCAACGCCAGACGGUUAAUGUAAAGAGUAAGCUGUUCAAGUUCAAGCUCCAAGUGGAUGCCCAGGAAUUUGGGGGUUCACGCAGCUUUGUUCGGGUGCGUGCUCCUGAGAAGCCGCCCUUCAUAUGUGUUUUUCAGCAGUCUCUUCAACCGGCCUGGGUGCAACAACGCCACAGCCACCAGCUCUGGACCUUUCAGGUGCAAGAUCCCUCCAAAUUUGAGUUGUACGGUCAGGUCGCCUAUGCACAGGUCAAAGGCCAGGUCACGCGGGUUUGUGACAAUCUUGUCACGGUCCUUUUCCCCUCAGAUGAGGACGCUGUCUUGCCGCUAAGUGGCUCACUCAGUCGCUCUUUUCAUGAUACUUCCUGGUUUGGGGUUGUUGGCUCUCUUAUGGAGUUCUGGAGCCCCAUCUGGAAUAGAGAUAGCACUUCUGCCUCUGAGGAUAUUCAGGACUGGCCCCAGUACCUGCAUCUUGUCCGUAUGCUUCAGAGCCCGUGCCCCGCGCUCGAUGUUGAUCUUCUUGAUGUCGAGGCCUGGCUUCACGUCGCUCGUAAGCUCUCGCCCAAAAAAGCUGCCGGGCCCUGUGGUUGGCACAAUCACGAUCUUAAGCUCCUCCCGCAGGAGGCUGUUGCCGAUCUUGCCCAAAUCAUGCAUGGCUACCUGGCCACCGGCUUUCCUGCUGACAUCAUGCGUGCUCGCGUGGCAGUCCUAAGUAAGGUCGCCAACCCGGACAGUGCCGCCCAAGCUCGACCGAUCACAGUGCUGAGUUGCCUUUUCAGGUUUUGGGCCAGGGUCCUUUGCACUCAGGUGCUCGCUACUUGGAGUCACCGGCUGCCGGCCUCAAUAGUGGGUUGCUUGCGAGGCCGCUCUGCCUUAGACUUGUCCUAUUCCAUACAGGCGCUCGUUGAGGACAGUCUGAUCAAUUCCACUGACCUGUCAGGGUUCUGCUUGGACCUGAGGAAGGCCUUUAAUUUUCUGCCACGGGCUCCCCUAUCUGAUUUGCUCCAGCGCCUUGGGGUCCCGCCCGCCAUUGCCGAGUGCUGGCGUAAGUCUCUCUCCCGCGUCAGUCGGUGCUUUCAGGUCCGGGGUAGUUUGGGCCCACCGUUGGGCUCCAGCACUGGCGCUCCCGAAGGGGAUCCGACUUCUGUCUUGGGUAUGAUAGCGGUUUGUUGGAUGUUUGUCUCCUUACUGCAAGGUCUUGUGGAGCCCAAAGCAUAUGUUGACAAUCUGUCCUGGUCUUCAGAUGCGCCUGACAAUCACGCCCCGGCCAUUCUUGUGUUACAGGACUUUGUUUCCUCUCUUCGGCUUGAGAUCGAUUGGAAGAAAACUUACCAGUGGGCUACCUCGCCCACCUCACGCAGGUGGUGGCAACAAGUUGGUUCCGCCCUGCUGCCCGCUGGCCAUGGCCUACAGUUGGUAUCUCAUGUCAAAGAGCUGGGCUCUUACCACCAGUUCUGUCGCCGUGGCAGCGCCACCGCUUUCAAUGACCGGAUCGAGGAGGCACAUGCACGCUUGACCAAGUUAGGUACGGACCCUCAAUGCCUCGCCACACGCAGCCUGGUAGUUCAGAAUGGGGUGUGGCCUUUUCUCUUCUUUGGCACGGAGGCUUUGCUACCCUCUGCCACGGCAAUUGGCCGCUUGCGAGGCUCGGCCGCUAGAGCUUUGGUUGGGCCUCACCACACCUUGUCUGCUCAUGCCGCGCUUUGUCUCCUGCCCACCGUCCAGGACCCGGAGGUUUACUUGCUUUGUCAUCACAUUGGACAGUUGAAGCGAGCCUCACGUCUCUCGCCCACCACUGCCCGCCUGAUUUGGCAUCAUCUCUUGCAUAGCCCCACCUCCGCACGAACCGUUUGCGGCCCAGCCGGGGCCCUGCAAGUUCUCCUUCAUCGGAUGGGUUGGACCUGUGCCCCGGAUGGCAACUUUAAAGGUCCGCUGCACUGCCAUUUCCACAUUCACAACAACACCAUGCAGCAGAUACGUUGCUCUAUCGAGCAAGCUUGGGCUGAUAACAUGCAAGAUCAGAUUCUGCAUCGCAAUGGCUUGCACCAGGCCCCUGCACCUCAUGUCAGCUUGACGCACAAAGUGUUUCAAAAGUUUCGAUCCUGGGAGCAACAUUUUCUCGCCCGCCAUUUUUGCGGUGCCUUUAUGUCUGGCGCUGAAAAACAAACUUGGUCCCGAUUAGAGGUUGAUAAUUGCCCUUUGUGUGGUGAGCUAGAUACUAAGGCCCAUAGACUCUUUUCUUGUAGUGCACUUCAGAGCAAACGUUUGCCACAUGCAGAUCCACUGGAACAGGUGCGCACGCAAAAAGCUCAUUGGGUACACAUGCCAUAUGCGUCUUGGCCCUUUGAAGCUUCAGUGCUGCAGCUGCUGUUGGCGCAGCUUCGCCUGCCGCCCCCAGCACCUCCAUGCACUAAGGCAUCGGUCACUUUGCUCACGGACGCAAGUGCUUUGCAUUCAACUUGCCCCACUGCACGUAUCACGGCUUGGUCAGUAGUUGUGGGACAAUGCCCCGCUGCAGCUCCCGACCUGUCUCAGGAGGAUGUUCAACCAGAGCGGCUGCUUACGGAUUUUGCAGUUCUUGCGCAGGGCUGCACCCCCGGCCAACAGACCGUCCCUCGAGCAGAGCUGGCUGCCAUUGUUUGGGUGUGCCAUUGGUUGGCCGCUACUCCGGCGUUGCGGCAGUGCUCUACUCCGAUUGCCAACCAGCUUUGGAUCUUUUCCACAAGUGGCUCAGCUAUGGUUGGACUGCUGUGA
Molecule: messenger RNA, 8466 nt
Organism: Symbiodinium sp. CCMP2592
Lineage: Eukaryota; Dinophyceae; Suessiales; Symbiodiniaceae
Source: the annotation of a GenBank genome assembly